AUGGCCUCGGACGAAUACGGGGGAUCUCCUAUGAACAUUGCUGGGCAGCCAGUCUGUGUCUGGGCUUUCGCGUGUAAUGAUUCCCAUCCAAGCCCAGAGGGUGAGGGCGAGGCCGUUCGUGAUAUUGUGGUCGACGUGGGCAAAAAGGGCACUAGCCGGACUCCACACAUCAACGAUCCCUGCGGAAAGAUUACGGUACGGCAGGGUACGGCAACGGUACCUGGGACACACUGCGUCUCUGUGACGGAGCUGGGAAGGGACCUCCUGCGCCAGAAGCCUGAGUUCCUCCCCAUCUACAUGAUAUUCAUUCGAGUGAUGGAGCGAGUAGAGCCGUUCUAUUUAGCCCCAAUAUUCCCUGGUCAUCUGUCCUUUUUUUUUUCUCCGUAA
This is a messenger RNA of Penicillium macrosclerotiorum, 387 nucleotides long. RefSeq lists its product as uncharacterized. The record is from RefSeq and is a predicted model, not a curated record. The transcript has a single exon. NCBI's taxonomy places the organism in Eukaryota, Fungi, Ascomycota, Eurotiomycetes, Eurotiales, Aspergillaceae. Bases 1 to 387 code for a protein of 128 amino acids.